Adelges cooleyi (spruce gall adelgid) is the source of this 3907-nucleotide messenger RNA. It is a transcript of the gene Spt5, whose product is annotated as transcription elongation factor SPT5. Lineage: Eukaryota; Metazoa; Arthropoda; Insecta; Hemiptera; Adelgidae. Gene Ontology annotation, cellular component: DSIF complex. The transcript has 14 exons. The record is from RefSeq and is a predicted model, not a curated record. The coding region runs from base 520 to 3672 and encodes 1050 amino acids. Gene Ontology annotation, biological process: regulation of transcription by RNA polymerase II; transcription elongation by RNA polymerase II; regulation of DNA-templated transcription elongation. Gene Ontology annotation, molecular function: protein binding; mRNA binding.
UUAAAGACAAAAUUAUUUUUAAUCCAAAAUUGAAAUUAAAUUUUUAUUAUUUUGUAAUUGCUGAUCGUGAUAUUGUACUUCAGGGUGAAGUCUUCCUAAAACCUUCCCCGUUUUUUUUCUCCAGUAUAAGCACACUACAAAGAUUUUUCAUUUGAAAAAUAAAAAAAAACCUUAAAAGCAUAGCCAAACAUUUUCCGCUCUUUCAUAUUCGUCCUUCGACAUUUUUCGUACCUCUUACUGCAGAGGAUAAUGUAAAAAAAAUACUUAUAUAAUAUUAUAUUCAACACUGUAAUAAUUUGUUCCAACGCCAUUUUAUUAUCAAUCCCUUAUCAACGCGGUAACGUACUUAGUGGUUGUCGUCAGUCGGUGGGUACAAUCAAUAUUCAAGCUGUCUGCUGUAAUCGAUAUUCGAUGUUCAACAGUAGCAUGUUUUGUUUCUGUCUGACAUUGAAUUUAAUUCCAUUAAAAAUUAGUUUGUAGUCAUAGGGUUUGAGUUAAGUUCUUUCAAAACCAAAAACAAUGUCGGAUUAUGACAGUGACGUGGGCAGUUACCGUGGCGGCAGCGAUAGUGAGGAAGAGUCAAAUGUAUAUCACAAGCAUUCACCGAGCCGCAGUGCCAGCAGAAGUAGAAGUAGAAGUCGAUCGGGUAGUGGCUCGGAAGCUGAAGAAAAUAACCAAGAGGAAGAAGUCGCGGAUGAACAAGAACCUGAAGGCGAAGAUUUAAACUCGGAGGAUGAAUAUGACGAAGAAGAAGAUGAAGAAAAUGAUCGUCCAGGAAAGAAAAAAAAGAAGAAUGAACGUUUUGGUGGUUUCAUUAUUGAUGAAGCUGAUGUUGAUGAUGAAGUCGAAGAAGACGAAGAGUGGGAAGACGGUGCCGGUGAUUAUGGUAUUGUUGCAAAUGAAGUAGAUGAAUUAGGUCCUACUGCUAGAGAAAUUGAAGGACGCAGACGUGGAACAAACCUUUGGGACUCUCAAAAUGAGGACGAAAUUGAAGAAUAUUUAAAAAAAAAGUAUGCAGACGCUUCUGUAGCAAUUAAACACUUUGGAGAUGCAGGCGAUGAACUUGCUGAUGAAAUCACACAGCAAACGCUUUUACCAGGCGUUAAAGAUCCAAAUUUAUGGAUGGUCAAAUGUCGUAUUGGCGAAGAGAAAAGUACGGCUUUGUUAUUAAUGAGAAAAUUUAUCGCUUAUCAGUUCACGGAUAACCCAUUAAAAAUAAAAUCAGUGGUUUCGCCUGAAGGGGUAAAAGGUUAUAUAUACAUUGAAUCGUACAAGCAGACUCACGUUAAGACAGCCAUAGAAAAUGUUACCAGCCUUAAAAUGGGGAUUUGGAAGCAACAAAUGGUUCCUAUUAAAGAAAUGACUGACGUACUGAAAGUGGUCAAAGUUCAAACAGGUUUGAAACCGAAACAAUGGGUGCGGUUGAAAAGAGGUUUAUACAAAGACGACAUAGCUCAAGUAGACUAUGUAGAUUUGGGUCAGAACCAAGUGCAUUUAAAAUUAUUACCAAGAAUAGAUUACACCAGGCCUCGCGGUGCGUUAAGGUCUUCAAUGGAUUCAGAAGCUUUAAAAAGGAAAAAGAAAAGACGUCCAGCCGCCAAACCUUUUGACCCAGAAGCAAUUAGAGCUAUUGGUGGUGAAGUAACCAGUGACGGUGAUUUUUUAAUAUUUGAAGGAAAUCGUUACAGUCGUAAAGGGUUUUUGUAUAAAAAUUUCUACAUGAAUGCAAUCUCAACUGAUGGAGUUAAACCUACAUUGUCGGAACUUGAAAAAUUUGAAGAAACUCCCGAAGGCAUCGACAUUGAAUUGCCUAAUGUCAAUAAAGAUAGUUCAACGAACAGUCAAGCCUUAAGUGCAGGUGACAAUGUUGAAGUUUGUACUGGAGAAUUGAUUAACCUCCAAGGUAAAGUGAUAUCGAUCGACGGUGAUAUGGUUACUAUCAUGCCAAAGCACGAUGAUCUCAAGAUGCCGUUGGAAUUUACCGCUAAUGAACUCAGAAAAUUCUUCAAACAAGGUGACCAUGUCCGAGUAGUUGGUGGACGUUACGAAGGAGACACAGGUCUUAUUGUGCGUGUUGAACAAAAUCGUAUCGUGUUAUUCUCCGACGUGACAAUGCACGAGCUAGAAGUUUUACCUCGUGAUUUGCAAUUAUGUUCGGAUAUGGCUUCUGGAGUGGAUUCACUUGGGCAAUUCCAAUGGGGCGAUCUUGUUCAAUUAGAUCCGCAAAAUGUGGGUGUUAUAGUGAGAAUUGAACGGGAGAAAAUGCACAUACUUAACAUGGCUGGAAAAUUAGUUGAAGCAAAACCCCAAUCUCUGAAUAAAAAGAAAGAACACAGAAACACUCUUGGUGUGGACGCACUUGGCAAUUCUGUGCAGAGGAAAGAUGUUAUUAAAGUCAUUGACGGGCCCCAUACAGGAAUGCAUGGAGAAAUCAAACAUCUCUAUCGGCACCAUGCCUUUUUAUACUCUCGUUUAAUGACUGAUAACGGAGGAAUUUUUGUGUGCCGUCUAAGACAUAUAGCGUUGGCUGGAAAUACAACUAAUAAAGCUAUAACUGCUCCACAAAAUGGAUUCGCAUCUCCACAAAUCACAUCACCUCGUCAUACACCCGGCAGUCCAUUUGGUGCUGGCGGACGUGGAGGUGGUGGUGGCGGCGGUGGAGGUGGAGGAAGUAGAUUUGGUGGAGUACGCAGAGACCGAGACCUAAUUGGUCAAACAAUACGAAUCACUGGUGGUCCUUAUAAAGGAGCUGUUGGCAUUGUUAAAGAUGCGACUGAGUGUACGGCCAGGGUUGAGCUUCACUCAUCGUGUCAAACUAUAUCGGUCGAUAGGAGAAAUAUCACAAUAGUUGGACAACAACAGAAGGAUGGAAGAUUAACAUCGUCAUACUCUAGAACACCUUCUAAUGGCAUGAUGACACCUGGAUAUCGUGAAGGAGGCAAGACGCCUGUGCAUGGCUCGAUGACUCCUAAUUACGAAGCUGGAAGCCGUACUCCAGCCUACGGAAGUAUGACACCUUCCCACGAUGGAUCUAAGACGCCUACACAAGCUUGGGAUCCUGCUGCAGGAUACACUCCAGCUAGAGACGACGAACUAGAAUAUCCAAUGGACCCUAAUACACCCUAUGCUCAAACACCAAACACACUAUUUGGAUCAGAUCAUUCGUAUUCGCCAUAUCAAGCAGUAUCACCAUCUGGUAGUGGUUAUACUAGCAGCGCUGCUAGUGUUCAGUAUCAUCCUGCACCGUCGCCUUCAGGUUCGUACACAAGUUUAAUGACCCCGUCAUCAGUGUCUUCUCCUGGGAUCGCAGCUCCUUCUUUGUCGUCAUUUGGUUCAAACUUCAAUGGAUUACCAGUGGGUUGGCACACUACAGACAUUUAUGUACGUAUAGGAGAUUCAGAUUUGGCCGGACAGACAGGAAUUAUUAAAGAAGUGGGCGAAGCGAUGUGUAUAUUGUAUUUGCCAGACGAAGAUCGAGAAGUGACAAUUGAAAACGAAAAUCUGGAGCCGAUCAUGCCCAAAUUAAAUGACUACAUCAAAGUUUUGGCCGGUCAGCACUUAGGCAGAACAGGCAGUAUGGUAGCACUAGAGGGCAGUGAAGCAGUAGUAGUAAUGCCGGACGAAAAGAACCCAAUGCUCGUUCCAUUGUUAUAUUUAUGUAAAGCAAACUAAUUUUUUUUAUAACUUAUAAGGAAUGUAAGAAAUAAGUACGUAAAUAAGUAAUAUGUACUAAUAAUUGCAGGUUUUUCUGUUAAGUAUAUAGUAUUACUAAAAUAAUUAUUGCAAACAAUUAUGUUCAAUUUAAUUAUUGACAAAAACAUUAUUUUAUAAACAAAAAUAGGAGCCAGCGUACUUGUAUCCAAAUUGUAUUUUAAUUCUGAUUUGUUUCCAUUUUUUUUUAAGACUA